Molecule: messenger RNA, 384 nt
Organism: Echinostoma caproni
Lineage: Eukaryota; Metazoa; Platyhelminthes; Trematoda; Plagiorchiida; Echinostomatidae
Source: the annotation of a GenBank genome assembly
AUGGAUACUGCUGACACGGGUUCAGCACAACCGAAACAUGACCCACCAAUCGCAAUGGAGCCGUAUGACUUGGGAAAAGCUGAAGACCUCGGAGCACUGAGUAACGAGCAACAAUGGCACACCAAUAAUUUGAAAACUCAGACACGGAUCAACAAUGAGCGGUAUAUGCGCAAUCAUCCUGAAAUCCAUCACAUGAUUUCAGCUUUCCUAAGUGAAUUAAAUUCAGACUUUUUCACACAUCCUGAUUUGCUCAAACGCGUUGAGGACAUGAAAGAGGAAUAUAUGAAACAACACCGAGAAGACAUGGUAGUUCGUGGUCUGGCUGGGGAGGACAUUUUCGGUGAUGAUGAUGAUGAUGACACUGAGGAAGGUGGUGAUGCAUAA